CUUCACAUCACAUCACACUGAUCACCUGUAAGUUGGAGUGAGAGAGAAAGAGAGAGAGGAGAACCAUGGACACCGGAGCGCAACCGAUACCGCCACGGCGACCACCGAUGGAACCACUUCGCCAACAAGGAAAUGGGGAUUUCACCGCCAUUAUCACCGUCUUAUUUGCCUUUAUUGUCAUCUGCUCCAUGGUUCUGAUUCCAUCUUCAUCACCAAACUUGAAAAACAGCUUAACAAUCUUACAUCAAGUUCCUGAAGGUCAUGUUGGGGUUUAUUGGCUUGGGGGUGCCCUCCAGAAGACAACUACAACCCCAGGUUUUCAUCUGAAGUUACCUCUGAUAACUCACUACGAGCCUGUCCAAGUGACCCUCCAGACAGAUCUGGUGAGGGAUAUCCCUUGUGGGACAAAAGGAGGUGUUAUGAUCAACUUCGACAGGAUAGAGGUUGUUAACCGCCUCAACAAGGAAUCCGUGUACGAGACCCUUCUCAAUUAUGGUGUAGAGUAUGAUCAUACUUGGAUAUACGACAAAAUUCAUCACGAGAUCAAUCAAUUUUGUAGUGUUCACUCCCUUCAAGAAGUUUAUAUUGACAUGUUUGAUCAGAUUGAUGAAACAAUGAAAGAUGCUCUUCAAGCUGAUUGCACUCGUUAUGCACCAGGCAUUGAAAUUCUCAGCGUACGUGUCACAAAGCCUAGAAUCCCAGAGAGUGUAAGGCGAAAUUUUGAACAGAUGGAAGAAGAACGCACGAAGGUAUUGGUAUCAGUAGAAAGGCAGAGAGUUGCGGAGAAAGAGGCAGAGACACAAAAGAAGAUAGCUAUUACGGAAGCGGAGAAGAAUGCCCAUGUUAGCAAGAUCAUUAUGGAACAGAAAUUGAUGGAAAAAGACAGUUCGCGGAUGCAAGAAGAAAUUUCUAAUGCAAUGUACGUGGCUCGAGAAAAGAGCUUGGCGGAUGCCAAAUACUACCAGACCAUGAAAGAGGCUGAAGCAAAUAAGUUGAAGCUCACACCCGAAUUUCUGGAGCUUAAAUUUAUUGAGGCAAUCGCUAAUAACUCCAAAAUGUUCUUCGGAAACAAGAUACCAAGUAUGGUGUUGGAUCAAAGGCUGCUGGGAAACUAUUUGAAAGAUGUGGAAGGAAGAAGGAACUUGGAAGCAUGAUUUUGUUACUUUGAAUCAAAUAUAUGAUUAAUAGAUCCAAAGAGCACACAGAUUUGGUUGCAUUUUCAUUUGGGACUGUUUUGUUUUGUACUUGUUUAGAUAUUGUUUUCACAAAGAAUAUGCCAAAAUUUUGAAAUAGAAAUUAUUGGUUGCUUGCUAUUU
Molecule: messenger RNA, 1316 nt
Organism: Cynara cardunculus var. scolymus (artichoke)
Lineage: Eukaryota; Viridiplantae; Streptophyta; Magnoliopsida; Asterales; Asteraceae
Product: erlin-2-B
Exons: 9
Coding region: 66-1154 (362 amino acids)
Biological process (GO): SREBP signaling pathway
Cellular component (GO): endoplasmic reticulum membrane; endoplasmic reticulum
Molecular function (GO): cholesterol binding; ubiquitin protein ligase binding
Source: RefSeq, a predicted model, not a curated record